Messenger RNA from Toxoplasma gondii ME49, 5775 nucleotides. Its product is annotated as microneme protein, putative. Lineage: Eukaryota; Apicomplexa; Conoidasida; Eucoccidiorida; Sarcocystidae. The transcript has 6 exons. The record is from RefSeq and is a predicted model, not a curated record. The coding region runs from base 1230 to 4229 and encodes 999 amino acids.
CGGCAGAGUACACGGUGGUUGAAGAGACGCCGGGUUGAGACAGUAUGGGGCGGUGGUCGUGGUAUUCAAGUCGCUGGACGAUUGUCUAAAUACUCGUACUAUGCAGGGAUCUUCGAAGGGUCGGAAAAAUACCCUCGCUGGAUAACGAAAGGGGUUCAGACCGGCCAAAACAGCAGAAGAACCAUAAGCCGUAUACCGCUCAACCUCACGGGAGAGAGUUAUAUCAGUAGUAGGGACGUCCCAUCAGAAGGUUGGGCAUGUGGUCAUGGGCAGAUCGUAAUAUGAAGUUUAUCGACGCCAGGAACUUCCGUAAUUCCUGUCACCAUCCGAAAACCAAUGUACGGGCACCGCAGAGUCCCGGUGUGAAUCAUCUCGAGUCCACAGGCAAGCACGCCCCAACAGUGGCACAACACGGAGGCGGACCCGAGGUAGCAGGCCGUGUACCACGUGCCAACAAGGUGCGUUUGCGCUAAUCAUUGUUGCAGCAUGGCAUACGCCUUGAGGAACCAAAGCAUGCCUCAUGACGAGUAGAAUCUCAACGAUGUACUCGAUACGUAUCCACGCAAGUAUAUACCCGAUGAGAUGUUGGCGUAAAUAUUGGUCGAGUUUGUCGGGGUUAUACCCAGCUCGCGCCUGAAAAGGCCAGUAGAGGGAUGCUACCUUUUUGAUGCCUCACUGUCUACCCUCCUCGGUCGUGCAUUCCUGCGACACGAGUGAAGAGCCAAGAGCGGCCACUAAGACGUGUGCAAUCGAUGCCCGGUCACACCAUUCAUGCGUGCAACGCCACAGCAUCCUCCUCACAUGCAACGGUCUUUCAGAGCAUGUGCUGGAAGACAUUUUGAGCCAAAAAAUUGUUGCGGAUUAUUCGGGACAGGCGGAUGUUCGGUCUCAUAGACACACAGUCUAUACUGGCUAGGAGUUACGAGACACGAUCGACCAGUAAUACAACUCGACACCCCUGGCGUCGAGAGGCAACCCCCCCUCCUCGAGCACUCCUCAACCCUCACAGAGAUUGAAGAACCGCUCUUCGAUUGCUGGCAAAAUGCCGGUAGUCAUAUGAUGUUUUUCAACCGUGUGGGGAAGUGUUGUGAUGAGCUAGGGCCUUGUUUAAGAGCGUCAGGAAGGACAGGAUCUGUGUGUACCGCUUCCUGACGUUUUGCCAUGUCAGGCAUACAGCAGGGCCCGUAGCGUACAGGCUUUCCGCACUCGAGUGCUGAACUUGUACCACGAUGGUGCCCUUGUCGAGAAUGGCAAUGGUGUCGGUUGCGUAUUUUAUAUUAGGAGCCCUGGUAUAUGGGUCUGCGAAUGUGUUUGGGGAGAUGCAACCGCGUCAACUGGCCAAAUCAUCCACGGAUGACCCUACAAUCCACGAUGAAGGCCACGGUGCCGCAGCCCCUAGUACACCGAGAGCUGGUACGGAAUUGAUGACACCACACCCUCUGGCUUCCCGUGCGAAGGCCGUGACGUCAGCAAUUAUACAAGAAUCUAAAAGUACACUUUUCAACACGGGUCAUGUGACCACAACUGAACAUGCGCCAAAGAAUCCAGGUCUACUAGGAAAGCCUGUGAAGCAAACAGAGGCGCUUCAGCUUGCGUCACCAGAGAAGGGAGUGACGACAAUGGAACCUAAGGCGGCCUCUCAGCAUGCUGAUCGUAGUGGAAACCCAGCGGUGAAGAAGAGCACAUCAGGUGCACAGCAAGCUGCAGCACAAAGUGGAAAGGUCCUCACGAAGCUGACACCAAUCGAGAAGAACCCCGCACCUCUACAUAGACAGCCGAUGACAAGGGCAACACCCGUCGGUCCAAAGCCUGCGGAUCCAGCUGGCAAGGCAGUAAAGAAGGCAGCCACAGGGAUACCAAAGCCUGCAGCUCCAGGUGGCAAGGCAGUCAAGGUGACUCCUGUCGCGCGAAAACCUGUUGCACCAAAGGCAGCAGCUCCAGACGGCAAGGCAGUCAAGAAGGCAACCGUAGUCGUGCCAAAGCCUGCAGCUCCCAGUGGCAAGGCAGUGAAGAAGCCGGUUGUCAGCGUGCCAAAGCCUGCAACACUCGGUGGCAAGGCAGUGAAGAAGCCAGCUGCCGGCGUGCCAAAGCCCGCAGCUCCCGAUGGCAAGGCGGUGAGAAAGCCAGUUGUCGGCGUGCCAAAGCCCGCAGCUCCCGAUGGUAAGGCGGCGAAAAAGCCAGCGUCCGGCGUGCCAAAGCCUGCGGAUCCAGCUGGCAAGGCAGUAAAGAAGGCAGCCACAGGGAUACCAAAGCCUGCAGCUCCAGGUGGCAAGGCAGUCAAGGUGACUCCUGUCGCGCGAAAACCUGUUGCACCAAAGGCAGCAGCUCCAGACGGCAAGGCAGUCAAGAAGGCAACCGUAGUCGUGCCAAAGCCUGCAGCUCCCAGUGGCAAGGCAGUGAAGAAGCCAGUUGUCAGCGUGCCAAAGCCUGCAACGCUCGAUGGCAAGGCGGUGAGAAAGCCAGUUGUCGGCGUGCCAAAGCCCGCAGCUCCCGAUGGUAAGGCGGUGAAAAAGCCAGUUGUCGGCGUGCCAAAGCCUGCAGCUCCAGAUGACACGGGAAUCAACAAGGCGACCCUUGUCACGCGGAAACCUGAGGCUCCAGACGUGAAGGUAGUCAAGAAGGCAACCGUAGUCGUGCCAAAACCUGAAGCGCCAGAUAUAAAGGUAAUGACGGAUCAGACCCCAACGACGCCUCCCUCUCCGCCUGUACGAGCAAGGGCAGCGUCGGCGACGACAAUAGUAACAGCUCCUGCUCCAGUGCCAACCCGGCCUGUGCUGACAACAACAUCCACGGCAGCAACAGUUACCACAAUUAAAACAGAGACUCCACGAGCAGCCUCGAGGCUCCAGCAAGAUCUGAACGCUUUCUGCACCACGCAGUUCCAAAAGCUGUGCUCGGAGACUAUCGAUGGGGGCCGGUAUUGCGGAGUCAGCGGCGCUGUAGCAAGGUUCGGUCCAGGAGGGCAUGAUUCCGACUCCCAAUGGAGGUGUUACGAAGAGUCUAUCAUGAACACGACUACCAAGGGCGUCCAGUGCAUGGACGAUUGUGGGAACCAGAUGCAGUGCGUUGGCGCUGUUUCCGUGAAGACAGUUGCCACACCGCCCCUUAGAGCUCUCUCCGCCUUCAUCAGUCAGCGGCGAUGGAUAUACUGCAGUUCUUUCCAGCGAUCUGCAGAUGCACUGUGCAACUUCAAGCGUACAGGAAACGUUGCGCGGUAUGACCCUGGCAGGACUCGGUGGAUGUGUUUUAAUCCGGUCGACAUAUCUCUUGAAGGCCAGUCCUACUGUGCAAACAAUUGCGGAGGCUUCACGCCGUGUGCUGGGGGCCUAUCGCCUGGAGAAAUCCCAACUCGCACCGUAUACAUCAUUCAGCAGUCGGACACAGCUGAGGCGUUCGCGGCUCUUCAUCCGUGCAGACAUGAUGAAAUUUGCAUUCCGUCGACGGUGUACCCCCCCGCUUGCGUGAAGGCACACAAAAUAAUUGCCAUUCAACAACUGAGCAAGCAGCAAGAAGCCAUGGAUAAUUACUGCCAGACUGAAAUGGAUCAGAUGUGCCGAGUAGGGAAAUGGACGACAUACUGCUACCAGCUUUGGUUGUCGCGGAUGGUCUCCACUGAAGAGGAUGAAGAACCAAAGUGGCGGUGUUAUCCGUUCGCGCUUCUCAAUUUCUCGGACCUCUCUACCUGUAUCGAUGGAUGCAGCAACAGGGUCCCGUGUCACGGAGCUCCGUCACCAACAUCUACGUUGACUACAGAGUUCUCGAAGUUGAAGACAAUUGCCGAGAACAUUGCGUUUUGUUCGCCGUUUCAGAAGGCUGCCAAUGACCACUGCAAUAAGAGAUACGGCGAAGGAUGGGUGGCCAGACAAGACGUGACAACGGAUGAUUGGGCGUGCUUUCAGACGACAAAGCUUCCCACGUAUCGGUGGACAGGAUGCGUCGACAACUGUGGCAACACCUCUUUGUGUGCUGCCGGCGUGCCAGAGCAACUUCAUUCAGCUGCUGCAGAAGCUUUUGUCCACCCAGAUCCUGCAUUGGAGCGGGUGGUUGAGUCAGUGCCAUCCCCGUGUCUGACAGGGGAGUCGUGUACACCGACAGCGAUGAAUCCUCCUUACUGCUCUGAAACCAGGCCGAACCCGCAACCGGCUCCUCUACGAGACCACACAAUUCGCAACGCGCUAGACUGCAGUAAAGGAGCACCUCUGGCCCGGCGAAAUCCUACCAGUAAAUAGUUGGGGACAAAUCGACUGAGUCUUACUAUGAUCUUCGACUGACUGUCACGUCAUCAGUGAACGGUACUCCGACGCAGUUCGUCCUACCAGACAUCGCUUUCUGCUGCAAGAAGGCGCCUUCACAAGCAUCGAGGGAAUGUUGGCGGCAAUAUUAACUCGAACAUUCGAGUAAGGCUUGCUGUUUGCUGCCGCACAAGGAAAAGCUGCUUCGUGGAACAGAUGUCGCGAGCGAGCAAUAGCCGCGCGUUUGCGUUUUUAGAUUGCACAGUUGUUCCCCGGCAGAAAAUGUACAGUUUCUCUGUCACCCUGUGUGAUGUUUCGGCUUCGGCACCGCGCGUGUGGCAUCUUCUGCAUAUCGUUGUCAUUUCUCUCCCACACUAGCAUCAGAUGUGGACUAUACAUCGAUUGCGUUUUGACGACACAAAUGCGACGCACCCAAUUCUGUGUUCGCGUGUCAGAGGAAGAAAGAGGACUUGGUGUGAUACCUGGGAGAGGUUGUGUUACGCAAAACAGUUCACAUUGUAAUUGAUUCGACUGCGACUACUACCGGGGUGCAGGCAAACGUCGAAAUGACCGCACGAGUUUUUUACCGAAGGACGCUGGCGUCAAAGCUAGAUGUACUAGUGGAUGCAGCUCGGCUUCAAACACAAAGGCAUCUACAGAAGCCGCUUAGGUAAUAUCAUCAUUAAGAAUGCGUGUGUUGUUAUCCAGAAAAUGUCUCAACUAUUGGAGAACUCAUUUACUGUUUACAGUCCCAUAAGGGGAGGCGCAUAACCAAGAGUGGUUGAAUUUGCGGAUGGUGAUCAGUCUCUCGCGUGAGAGGAACGGGGCUUACGCAUAAAACCGCCAUGUGGUUUCAGUAGUUGACAUCUGGAGUCACUCUCUUGUUUGACACUAAUGUGGCGUGCUUCUUCGGCAGUGACAGAGAGACCCCUCGUCCCGCACAAACGGGCCGGGAACUGCGGUGUGUGUUCAGAACCAGUUUUCUCUUUUCUCUUAACCAGAUUCUUCCUUUUUUUCCUCUUUCCCGUCGCAUUCUUAUAAAGGCACGGGGGCGAAGCUUUCCACUCUUCAGCAGAAGGGAGCUUCAGCCUAUGCGCUCUUCUGUUGGUCCCCGCCUGGCUUCGCGGUGCUUGGCCAAAGUUGAUCUGGCGCCAGUCCUGUAGUCCCUGUCCGUCAUUUACAAUAUAACGUACUGAAAACGCUGCAAUAUGAGGCGUGGAUCGAGGGAUGCUAGUCGUGCUAGAAACAGCUCCGACUUUAGACGUUCGAAAGAGACGUACCAAGAAGUGAUCUUAUGAUGGGGCCUCGGUGAACAGCCUGCGCAGCGUAGACGCUUCCACAUCUGGACGUACACAUCUGAUACCGGUUCAGUAUCGACGCGCACCGCCAUGUGCAGUUGCAUUGCUCCCGUACGAGUUUGUUUGAACAAUCGAAAUAUAUUGGACUAGCUUUUCUGGCAGGGAGUCAACUCCAUGCCUGCAAGAGCUUAAGUUUUCUCGGCAGAGCCGUUUCACGGGGAAAGGUAGUUCGGGCACCGUUGCAC